Cornus florida is the source of this 671-nucleotide messenger RNA. RefSeq lists its product as uncharacterized. The record is from RefSeq and is a predicted model, not a curated record. Lineage: Eukaryota; Viridiplantae; Streptophyta; Magnoliopsida; Cornales; Cornaceae. Bases 80 to 421 code for a protein of 113 amino acids. The transcript has a single exon.
ACUAGUGCAGUCCAUUGGUCAUGCUUCAAUUUACAACUUUGGUGAUCAUCUCGACUCUCCCUAGAGGGUUGAGAAAAACAUGGCUUUGAGUUGGCUUCUUCAUUCUACAUACACCAUUGUUUUAGGGUUCCCCAAGGAUACGGGCAACAAGAUUUUAGGGUACCCUAAUGAAGAAGGUGGUAUCCAAGGGAUAGCCAAAAGCACAAAGUUGUCAGAGGAUGAUGGGUUGGCUCAGGUGGAACCCACCCCUGGGUUCCAAAUGCCUCUUCAUUAUCCUCGUUAUAGAAAGGGGGACUAUGAGAAGAUGGAGGAGUGGAAGGUGGACAUGCUUCUCAAGGAAUAUGGCCUAAGUUUUAAGGGCACCUUGGAUGAGAAAAGGACUUAUGCAAUGGGGGCAUUCUUAUGGCCUGAUCAACUUUGAAUGCCUCUUCAACGCUUGAAUAAUGUUGCUUCUGUUUCAGGAAGACUUAUAUAAUAAACUCAACACAUAGCUUUAUAUACAGUGUCAAUUAAUGAUGUUCUAUUUUGUAUUUAAUUAGUAUAUGUAUAUAAGUUUUAGUUUUGUAUGUUUUUGGUCCAUCAUCAGGAGCUUGCUACAAUAGCUUUAUAUAAUCAGUGUAUAGAUUUCAAAUUUAGUAAAUAUAUGGAGUAUAUAUAUGUGUGUGUGAGAA